CUACAAGCUCGUUUCAUUCCAUUCUCUAGGAACCACUUUCUACACGUCCACCUCAAAUUCAACCAGCUUCCAAUAUCCUUGUAGUUAUAUCCAGUUUAUAUGUAAUAAAACUAGCUUUAGGAUAUAUGUAAUACAUAUGGAAUGGAUAAACUAGUUUUCUCGUAUUGCCCUUCAAGUAAAGUGAACGCCAAGUUUUUAAUAAAGGUAUGCUUUUUAGAAUGGCAAGAUGCCUUAGAUACACAUUUGUGUACCUUUCAGCUAUUUUCAGAUAGCGAACCACUUUCCUUAGUACAACGAUUUUUUGUUUCAAAGACUCCAAACAAAAGUGUGCUUCCAAUUGAGCUGUCUAGGUUUGCCAAAAACAACUGGGUCAACUUUGAGAUUAGCGUGGCGGAGUUUCCUGCGAAUUCGCACUUUUUAAUUUCUAUGUGGAAACCCUCUUUGCAUGAUGAAGCCAAGUAUGAGUUCGUUGGAAAUGCAAAAUACGCCUUAUUUGACGAAAACAAACUUUUAAGGCAAGGGCUACAGAAAAUACCUAUCUAUAACUUAAACGACGAAAUUAGAAAAAGCAAUCCACUAACUUCUGUUGAAAGCCAGAAAGUUCGUGAACUCGAGCGCUUCGACCAAUUGCUAUUUAAGCUUCAACUAGGUGAUAUUCCUUCGGUAGCAUGGCUGGACGAACUGUCAUUGACGAAAAUAAAGUCGUUUCGUUCUUCUUGCAUUCCUCUUGUUCACACUCCGCACCUAUAUGUCGAAUUCUUGCAGUUUUCAUUUCCUAUUUUAUAUCAAAAUCUAAAUUACUCGAAUAUAUAUACUCCUGUCUUUGGCUCAUCUUUCGAUUUGGAAUCAAAUUUUGACAGUCCCGCCGAACUCAAACAUCGCAGACUUGUUCGUUCUCAGCGCAAUGGUCCAUUGGACAGAGACUUAAAGCCAAACUCCAAGAUUCGUAAAGAAUUGGAGAAUAUUAUGUCCUAUCCUCCCAGCGAUGAUCUUUCCCUGGAAGAAAAAGAUUUAAUAUGGAAAUUCCGAUACUAUUUAACUAGGAAUAAAAAGGCGAUGACAAAAUUUUUGAAGAGCGUUAUGUGGUCUGACAGUACAGAAGUAAACCAAGCUCUUAGUCUUUUGGAUAGCUGGACUCAAAUCGAUAUAGAUGAUGCCUUAGAACUGCUUAGCCCUUCGUUCAAAAAUUCAACAGUGCGUGCAUAUGCUGUUUCUAGAUUGGAAACUGCAUCCAAUGAGGAACUCUCCCUAUAUCUUCUCCAACUCGUACAGGCUUUACGGUAUGAUAUUCCAACCGGUGCUGGGGAAAAUCCCAAACCAAGUCCUUUGGCAAGCUUUUUAGUCAGUCGCGCAGUUUCGUCUCCCAAUAUCGGAAACGACUUAUACUGGUACUUAGUGGUUGAAAUUCAAGAUGAACCCUCGAAUAAGCUAUUUUCUUCAGUGAUGUUCCUUUUUCAACAAGAACUUUCCAAAUCAACUGAGGGAAGAGCAAUACGUGAAACACUUGCUACUCAAGCCAAAUUUAUCGAAAAAUUACUUAGGUUGAGCAAAUCUGUUCAGGCAUACCGGGGAACAAGGAUAAAAAAAAUAGAAUACCUGAAGUCAGUCUUGAUGGAUUCCAAACAUCAUUUUAUGAAUUUUACGGCUCUUCCACUCCCUCUGGAUCCCUCUGUCAAUGUAGUUGGAAUUGUUCCUGAGGCUUGUACGGUCUUUAAAUCAACCAUGCAGCCCCUUCGCUUAGUCUUUAAGUGCCAAGAUGAUAGGUCAUACCCGAUUAUAUUUAAGAAUGGAGAUGAUUUGCGACAAGACCAACUUGUUAUUCAAAUACUGACACUCAUGGAUAAAUUAUUGAAGAAAGAAAAGUUGGAUCUCCAUCUUAAGCCUUACAGAAUUUUGGCUACAGGACCAACUCAUGGGGCUGUACAGUUUGUUCCAUCUAAAACCUUGGCUACUAUACUUGCUGAAUACCGGGGCAGUGUUUUAGCAUAUUUACGAGAGCAUAAUCCAGAUAAUGAUCUAAAUUCUAAUACUUAUGGCAUUCAUCCAGAAGCAAUGGAUAAUUAUAUUCGCAGUUGUGCUGGAUACUGUGUGAUUACCUAUCUACUUGGUGUCGGUGAUCGUCAUUUGGAUAAUCUACUAAUUACGGAAGAUGGUCAUUUUUUCCAUGCGGAUUUUGGCUACAUUUUAGGAAGAGAUCCCAAGCUUUUUUCACCGGCUAUGAAGCUUUCAAAAGAAAUGGUCGAAGGCAUGGGAGGGUACAAUUCUCCUUUUUAUCAACAAUUUAAGUCAUAUUGUUACACUACAUUUACUGCCCUUCGAAAAUCUUCCAAUCUUAUCCUUAACCUUUUCUCGUUGAUGGUGGAUGCCAAUAUACCAGAUAUAAAGUUUGACAAGGACAAGGUCGUUUACAAAGUGAAGGAGCGUUUUUGCUUACAAAUGUCUGAAUCUGAUGCCAUCAUGUAUUUUGAGCAGCUAAUCACAGAUUCUGUCAGUGCUUUAUUCCCUCAAAUUAUUGACCGUAUGCAUAACCUUGCUCAAUAUAUGCGCUCGUAAAUAGAACGUGCCCCCAGUUUGCCUAGAUUUGCAUGAUUCUGAUUUUAUUGUUUUUUUUUUUUUUAUUUUAAUAAUGCUAAUGUUUAUGAUUAACUUCUUAAUAAGAUCUGAAUAUCCU
This is a messenger RNA of Schizosaccharomyces cryophilus OY26, 2671 nucleotides long. Its product is annotated as phosphatidylinositol 3-kinase Pik3. Gene Ontology annotation, molecular function: 1-phosphatidylinositol-3-kinase activity. Gene Ontology annotation, cellular component: phosphatidylinositol 3-kinase complex, class III, type II; membrane; peroxisome. The record is from RefSeq and is a predicted model, not a curated record. The transcript has a single exon. The coding region runs from base 142 to 2553 and encodes 803 amino acids. Lineage: Eukaryota; Fungi; Ascomycota; Schizosaccharomycetes; Schizosaccharomycetales; Schizosaccharomycetaceae. Gene Ontology annotation, biological process: endocytosis; phosphatidylinositol-mediated signaling; phosphatidylinositol-3-phosphate biosynthetic process.